AUGGCUGAUUAUGAAUAUGAUUUCAUUGUUCUAGGUGGUGGUACUGCCGGUAACGUUGUGGCUGGGAGGCUUGCUGAGAACCCGGAUGUGAGAAUAUUGGUUGUUGAAGCAGGUGUCGGAAAUACCCUGGAGAUUGAAGAUAUCAAGACCCCAUCUAGUGCUAUGGAGUUGCGUGACUCUCUAUAUGACUGGGCCUACAAGACCACUAUGGUUAAACGUGAAGAUUACGAACGUACCGAGAAACCCAACACUCGUGGUAAGGCCCUUGGUGGCAGUUCCUCCUUGAACUACUUCAGUUGGAUCCCCGGUUGCAGGUCCACUUUUGACAGAUGGGAAGAAUUCGGUGGUGAAGAAUGGACUUGGGACCCUUUGGUACCUUAUCUGAGAAAGAGUGUCACUUACCAUGAUGACUUGAAACUUUACCCUGAAGAAUUAAAAAAGAUUGGUAGCGGUGGUCCUCUUCCAAUUUCCCAUGCUGAAUUAGAGAAGAAAUUGGUUCCUUUCCGCGAAAAAGUAAUCGAAGCCUGCAAAUCAAGAGAUCUUCCAGUUAACGAAAACACUUUUGAUGGUGAUAUGGUUGGCUUAACCCACUGUGUGAACUCCAUCUACCAUGGGGUGCGUUCAAGUAGUGUUUACUUUGUGAAGGAUAAGUCAAACAUCACAAUUUUAACUCAUGUCCACUCCAAGAAAAUCAUCAUCGAUCCUGCUGACAAGGUUACCAAAGGUGUCACUAUCAUUAAGCUUUCAGGAGAGGAACACAGUUAUUAUGCCAAACGCGAAGUUAUUGUUGCCCAAGGUGUUUUUGAAAGUCCUAAACUAUUAAUGCUUUCAGGAGUUGGCCCAAAGAAGGAAUUAGAGACACAUGGUAUCGAUGUUAUUGUUGAGAAUCCCCAUGUUGGUCAACACUUGCUAGACCAUCCAGGUGUCCCAUUUGUAUUGCACGUAAAAGAUGGUUUUGGUAUGGACGAUCACUUGUUGCAUGAAGGUCCAGCACAUACUGCUGCAGUUGAGCAGUACAAAAAGGACUCUACAGGUCCUGUUGGUUUCGGUUUGUUUGAAUUGAUAGGUUUCCCACGUAUUGACCAUUACCUAGAGAAAGAUCCACACUACAGCCAAACCAAAAAGGCCAACGGCGAUAAAGAUCCAUUCGCCCCCAAGGGUCAACCUCACUUCGAGUUAGACUUUGUGAGUAUGUUUGGUAGUGCUUUCCAAUGGCAUUAUCCAACUCCAAAAAAGGGUGCUUACACUAGUGUGGUAGUCAAUUUGGUCCGUCCGCAUUCUAAACCAGGCGAAGUCAGGUUGAACAGCAUGGAUCCUCUUCUGCAACCAUACAUCAAUUUAAACUUUUUUGCUGAUGAGUUGGAUAUCAUCGCAAUGAGAGAAGGUAUCAGGUUUUCUUACGACAUUUUGACCAAAGGUAAGGGGUUCAAGGAUAUUAUCCUCAGCGAGUAUCCAUGGGAAAUGCCACUAGAUGACGACAAAGAAAUGAGGAAACAGAUUUUAGACCGUGUUCAAACCGCAUUCGAUUCUUGUGGUACUGCUCGUUUGUCUAAAAGCAUUAAACAGGGUGUUGUCGAUCCAUCAUUAAAGGUGCAUGGGGUCAAGGGAUUACGUGUGAUUGAUGCUUCCGUCAUCCCAGUAAUCCCAGACUGCCGUAUCCAAAAUUCUGUCUACGCCAUUGGUGAGAAGGGCGCAGACUCGAUCAAGGCGGCUCAUAGAGACUUGUACUAA
Messenger RNA from Zygosaccharomyces rouxii, 1731 nucleotides. Its product is annotated as GMC family oxidoreductase. Bases 1 to 1731 code for a protein of 576 amino acids. NCBI's taxonomy places the organism in Eukaryota, Fungi, Ascomycota, Saccharomycetes, Saccharomycetales, Saccharomycetaceae. The record is from RefSeq and is a predicted model, not a curated record. The transcript has a single exon. Gene Ontology annotation, molecular function: oxidoreductase activity, acting on CH-OH group of donors; flavin adenine dinucleotide binding.